Lobosporangium transversale is the source of this 1466-nucleotide messenger RNA. RefSeq lists its product as hypothetical. Lineage: Eukaryota; Fungi; Mortierellomycota; Mortierellomycetes; Mortierellales; Mortierellaceae. The record is from RefSeq and is a predicted model, not a curated record. The transcript is spliced from 2 exons. The coding region runs from base 191 to 1309 and encodes 372 amino acids.
UUAUAGAGCCUGAAACGACGCCGGCGAUAGUAGAAGAUGGAAAACCAGGGCCAAAGUUAAUCAGACAGAAGCCGCGCCAAGAUUAAAGGAACAAGGUCGACUAGCCGAGCCGUACAUUGAGUCGCAGUCCUCAUAUGGUCAAGAGCUAUUGACUGAUACAACUAGUAGUGAUGAUGAGGACGCUAGGGUGAUGAUGGAUAGGAAAAAGAUAGCUUUGCGAGGAAACUUGAAUGAUGGCAAAAAGAGUUACUGGUCCAAGCUUGCUUCAGCACAUGCGCACGAGAGGUCACGAUCAAUUUCCAAAACUACUACUGAUGUCUCUAUCUCUAGCUCCGCCGGAUAUCACCCCAGUGAACCUGCCAUGCCGCGAGAAAGGACUAGGCUCGGAAAAAAGAGAGUUGAAGCAAAAGCAAAGCCCGAAGCUGAGCUUGCAAAUGUAGAGUCUAAAGUAGGAAUGAAACCACUUCGUCGUCCUCGAUCUAAUACCAACAGUGGUCAUUCACUUCAUGAACACCAUCGUUCUCAGAGAUACAGAGAAGGCCAGCAAUUAUCAGAGCUGCAGCAACUGCAGCGGCCACAGCAAUAUCUUCAUUCUCCUCAUCAUCGUCAUCUCCCACAUCUGCAAGAACAACAGUACCGGAAGCACCAUACACUGCCAGAGCGCUUUUCAGUUCACUUUAUGUUUUUGAGUCUUGUGGUUCGAGUCUGGUUCUGUCUGUCGAUCUGUAACCCUAUCAUGGUUCGUUCCUUGGUUCUGUACCCAGUUUUGAUACUGACGGUGAUCUGGGAUCGAUAUUUGCUUUCAUUGAUAUCUAAGAAAUUUUUCAAAAGAAAGUCGUCAGCAUUGACAUUGGAGCCUUUGCAAUCACUACCACUAAUACCCUCAUUACCAGCAAUACCAGCAGAAGCAGUAAGAAGACGACGUGGCUCGAUGGUGUCAAGGACGCGAAGAAUGUCUGUGUAUGAUGAUAAAGAAGCAGGGGUUAGUCGACAACGUCGCCAGGUGUCUAGCGGUGAGACUGACGAUGAGAUUAGUAGUAGUAGCUAUGGUGACGAAGAUAAUGAGAGGGGUAUUGUUGAUCAGGGUUCUAGUGGUGCUAUGAUUGUUGACUCGAAGCAUGGAGGCAGGGUUAGUCAAGGCCAAGAUCGAGACCAAGACCAAUACGGGCGACAGAAUCAUAAGCAGAAGCAGGGACGUGUGGAUGCUGUACCAAUUUGGCAAGCCUUUGCGAGCGGGGUCUUUUUACAAUUGUUCUGGAUUGGCUGUGUUUGGAUUUUUAGUCAUGAUGGUCUUUGUAAUCAAAUUUGAAUUUUUUUUAUUCCUUGACAGUCUACGCCACCUCAUGUAGCGCAUCUGUAUUGUGUUCUGCGCCGUGGAUCAAUACAUCAUUAUUCAGAAAAUAAAGACUAUGAAUAGGGGAGGUUCUACUCAACUAACCCACUCUCUCUGUGAUGAUAAACUAGAA